Messenger RNA from Nycticebus coucang (slow loris), 909 nucleotides. Its product is annotated as centromere protein O-like. Gene Ontology annotation, cellular component: Mis6-Sim4 complex; kinetochore. The transcript has a single exon. Lineage: Eukaryota; Metazoa; Chordata; Mammalia; Primates; Lorisidae. Bases 1 to 909 code for a protein of 302 amino acids. The record is from RefSeq and is a predicted model, not a curated record.
AUGGAGCGGGCAAAUACUUUACAUCAAGAGGGAGAAUCCAAAGGAGGUGUCUUAGCUCACUUGGAAAGGCUAGAGGCUGAAGCGAACAGAUUCUGUAAAGGUAAACGGUCUGAAGAGCUGCAGAGUGCACAGACAGUGGAAAGUGCUCUUGAAACCAAGAUCCGUAAACUGAGGGUUCUACAAGAUGAGCUGAGGGCUGAACUAAAGCAACCACAAGCCAGAGUUAAAGCAUCUAUUGCCAAUGUAGAACCUGACCAAAAAGUGGAGAUCAGUGAGGAAGAAGAUUUGGAAAGAAAGCAGGAAAAUAUGAAAGCCAUUUUGCAGGCAUAUGGUUUUACAGGACUCAGUGGUAAACUGACCAGCCGAGGAGCCUGCAUCUGCAUCAGUACUGCUUUUGAGGGGAACCUAUUGGAUUCCUACUUUGUGGACCUUGUCAUACGGAAGCCUCUCCAGAUACAUCACCAUUCGGUUCCAGUCUUCAUUCCUCUAGAAGAAAUAGCUGCAAAAUACUUACAGACUGGCAUUCAGCGCUUCCUGUUCAGUCUCUGGGAGUAUUUAAAUGCUUACUCUGGGCAGAAGUACCAAGCAGAUCAACUUCAGAGUGACUUUGCAGUUUUUCUGAAUGGGUCGCUGCAGAGAAACUCCCUGUGCAAGUUGCUGUCAUUUACUUACAAAGUGGAUCCAAGGGAUCAGUCUUUCCAAUUUUAUGCAAGAUUGCUGUAUAAGGACCUCACAAUGAGUCUUCCCACUGAUGUCACUGUUCCGUAUCAAAGAAUGGAAGCAUUAUCCACUUCCCAGGAAGAACAGCGUGCAUCCCAUGAAAUUCUGUUCUGUACAAAACCCCUACAUCAAGUGUUUGCUUCAUUUGCACAAAAAGGAGAAAAGCUGGAUGUGAGCCUGGUCUCCUAG